AUGGCUGAUUCGUCACCACAUCAGACGGAUGAUUUUGUGCGUGGUGAAUUCUCAGAAGAGGAGCGUGACACGCAAUCGGUCCAUUUGAUUAAUGUCGAUCAGAGAUUCAUCUGUUUCGAUGUGGAUCAGUUAAACGAUGCGAAAGAAGAAUUAAUGAUAAGACGUUCCGUUUCUGUGAACAAGAAAGUUGCAUGGCGUUUCAGAACCAAUGCUCCGACCAGAUAUAUUGUCUAUCCAUCCUGUGGUAUCCUUCAUGACAAUGAAAACAUUAAAGUUACAAUUGAACUGGUGAAUAAUCGAUAUCAUCCAUAUCAUAAACUGUCCAUUCAAGCCAUACUGCUACCAGAUGGAUGCGAUGAGCGAAGUGUGUGGAAGCACAAAAGCGCAAAAAACGUUCAAAAUGUACAAACGAUUCGUUUACGGCUCAGUACAAUGCUCAUGAAUAUUGAAUAUAGUGAAUACAUUGGAAAAGAAAAGGAGACAGAAAGCGCAAAUGACUUGCUCUGUAGUGUAAUGGCUCAAAGUUCAACAGUUGGCUCGGAUCGCGUUAAAGAGUUGAAGAAUCUGGUUGACAUGUUAGAAGCAGACAUUCAUGAAAUAAGGGCUAAUACUGAACAAACAAUCAAACUGAAAUCUUUCCUGAAAAGAGCACUUCAAUCAAGGUAUCCACUGUACUUCCAUAGUUCAAUUCCUGUGGGCAGUCGAUGA
Messenger RNA from Anisakis simplex (herring worm), 708 nucleotides. Lineage: Eukaryota; Metazoa; Nematoda; Chromadorea; Rhabditida; Anisakidae. The record is from the annotation of a GenBank genome assembly.